Penicillium paradoxum is the source of this 1314-nucleotide messenger RNA. RefSeq lists its product as uncharacterized. Bases 1 to 1314 code for a protein of 437 amino acids. Gene Ontology annotation, biological process: carbohydrate metabolic process; chitin catabolic process. Gene Ontology annotation, molecular function: chitin binding; chitinase activity. Gene Ontology annotation, cellular component: extracellular region. The transcript has 4 exons. The record is from RefSeq and is a predicted model, not a curated record. NCBI's taxonomy places the organism in Eukaryota, Fungi, Ascomycota, Eurotiomycetes, Eurotiales, Aspergillaceae.
AUGCUUAAGCGCUUGGCACUCGGCCUGUUGGCCGCUCAAUCUGUGGUGGCUACACGCUUUGUCAUGUACAUUGACGAAUGGCAUGUAACCGAUCUUCCGAGCCAGGACAAGACCGAGGGCAUCGACUAUGCUGUCAUGGGAUUCGCUCCCUCGAAGACUUUCAACACAGGGUCAUCGUUCCAGCCCUUCGAGUCUCCUGAUACCAUGCGCAAGCGCUUCGGUCCAGAUACCAAGCUGAUGAUUGCCAUUGGAGGCUGGGGUGAUACUGCCGGUUUCUCGGAAGCAGCAAAGACCGAGGCUUCGCGUGAGCGAUAUGCUAAGAAUGUUGCUUCCAUGGUUGAAUCGAACGGAUUCGACGGCGUCGAUAUCGACUGGGAGUAUCCCGGUGGCAAUGGUGAAGACUACAAGACUGUGCCCAACUCGAAAAAAGUCGACGAAAUCGAAACUUAUCCCCUCUUCCUCGCCGCUAUCCGCAAGGAAAUCGGCGACAAGCUCCUCUCCAUCGCUGUGCCAGGUCGUAAGCUGGACUUCAUUGCUUUCACCAAGCAGCAGGGUCCCAAGAUCUUCGAGUCAGUCGAUAUGGUUAAUGUCAUGAGUUACGAUCUGAUCAACCGUCGUGAUAACGUUACCGAUCACCACACUGGUGUCCAGAACUCCUUGGAUACCAUUAACGAGUAUCUCGCUAUCGGUGCUGCUCCCGAGAAGCUCAACCUUGGCUUCGCCUACUAUGCUAAGUGGUUCACCACCGCCGCUGACUCUGACUGUGAUGAAAACCCACUCGGAUGCCAGCUCGCUCAGCUCGAGAACGACGAUGGUAGUGAUAAUGGAAAGUCUGGUGCUUUGACCUUCGAGGCUAGCGCGGUUGCUCCUCCCCCUAAGAACUUGAAGGAAUCUAGCAAUGGAAAAUGUGGAGCUGCUGAUGGCGCCAAGUGUCCCCAGGGACAGUGCUGCAGUGCCUCUGGUUACUGCGGUACAACCGAUGAGUUCUGCCAGGCUGGUUGUCUCUCCGACUACGGCACCUGCAAGGGACUUUCAAUCACCGACUCCUGGCGCAAGGCCCAGCAGGACGGCAAGACCGAUGCCAAGGGCGGCGGUCAGUACUACUUCGACAGUGAUAACAACCUCUUCUGGACCUGGGAUACUCCGGAACUGAUUGAGCGCAAGUUCAAGGAGAUUGUGGGGGAGAAGAAGCUCGGUGGUAUCAUGGCGUGGAGCUUGGGUGAGGAUACCUACAAGUUUGAGCACUUGGAGGCUAUGCAGAAGGGCCUCAAGUCUCACUCCACCAUGGCCAAGUCCGAAGUUCCUGGUAAAUAG